Messenger RNA from Iphiclides podalirius (scarce swallowtail), 2667 nucleotides. The record is from the annotation of a GenBank genome assembly. Lineage: Eukaryota; Metazoa; Arthropoda; Insecta; Lepidoptera; Papilionidae.
AUGGAGCCCGACUUAUGCCGAGUAAUUCUUGAUAUUGUACUGGCUGUGCCGUAUUCGUUGCUAUAUUUUAUCGACCCCGAUGAAGCUUGGUUCGACUUCUACACUAUAUCUCCAAUAAUGGCGACGAUACGUGUUUACCGAAUCAUCGAAUACUUUUACGACAGAUCGACGCAAGCCGGCAGCAACCAGUGGACCACAUUUCUAGUCCAGUAUCUGAUACUUUUCGUCCUUUCCGUUCAUACUUGGACCUGCAUAUGGUAUUUGUAUGCCUACAGAAAUUAUGACAUACAUAAGAAUCGUUCUUCGUGGGCCACGGAGGCCGUAUACUUGCCGACUGAAACAACGUUCGAUUGGUACUUCAUUUGCGCUUACUGGUCCGUCAUGUUCCUAACAACAAAUGCCCUUGGGGACCUCUACCCUGUGACUACCCCAGAAAGAAUAUCGGCCAUCGGCGCAAUACUGUUGGGAUUUCUCUUAACGACCAUCGUAUUCGUCGGUUCGCUGACAUCGCAAUUUAUAACAAUAACGACGCGGCGAGCCAAAUACGUUAGACAGUUGAAGAAAAUACAAAACCACCUGCAGUUAAUUAAAAUGGACGAAUUCACAACGAACCGAAUUAUCAGAUAUUAUGAAGACCUGUGGUACGAAAAAUCUGGAGUAUUUAAACCGAAGCUAAUGAAAUUACUGCCGUUUCCUCUACAAAUGGAAAUAUGUUACGACUUGAACGCAGUUCCACUGUACAGUUCCUUAAUAUUUAGAAAGUUACCCGAAGCGUUUUUAAGACGAUUGUCGGUAACAAUGGGCCACCGGUUUUACUUGCCGGGCGACAUUAUAUACAAUCAUAAUCAAAAUAAGACUGUCAUGAUCUGCAUAACAAAUGGUGUUUUGGAGUUAUUGUCAGAUGAAGACGAUGAAAGUCCAAUGAUUUCAUUUUCAAAAGGAACCUGCUUCGGGGAGAUUUCAUUGAUUUUAAAUAUACCAGAUCUAAUGGAUCAAAUUCGAAAAGAAAUGCACAAUAGAAUAAUUAGAUCUCGAAACAGAAAAGAGAAUCAGACUGGUGACGAUCAGCUCUUAUUGAAUAUUUACGUUUCUAAAGAUCGUAAAAAGAGUAGUAUAAAAUGUUUGAAAGAUAAACUGAGAUACCGACAAGGUAAAACCGAUGUCGACGGUGUGGAACUAACGGACGACAGUUGGCUGGAUACGACCGUGGUGCCUACGGAAUUGAGACGGAAGGUGCUACAUCAGGCGAGGUUUAAAGCCCUCACAUCGAUUAAGUUCUUUCAAGUAAAGAACAAAGCAUACAUUCAGACGCUAAGUGCAAUGGCAAGGGACAUAAUUCUUCCACCCGGUGAAAUAGUUUACUACGGUGGGACAAUUUCAAGAGAAUUGUAUAUAGUUGAAAGAGGUUACUGUUUGGUAACAUCGAAAGCGCUACGCGAAGCGAAAAAGGAACGGGUCGUUGGUCCAGGGAAUCAUCUGGGCUUGCUUGUAAUGCUAUAUGGGGUACCGGCUGUUAACACUGUUGUCACUCUGACGCACUGCAAACUUAUAAGCAUAAGCCACUUUGCUUACACGUCAGCCCUCAAUCUUUUUCCCGAGAUGCGGGAGCACGAAGGCCUCCUCAAACCGGAUGAACUUAAAAUGAUCGAAGAACAAGCGAGGCUGCAUAAUACUGACGCCUACUUGCAGAACUACGUCUUCUUCAAGAAGACCGCUAAAACAAAAAUAACCAACUUUUUUCAAGAACUCUUGGAUAGCUCGUGGUUGGACGAAGCGAAAACGUUCAAAGUCAAGAACCUAACACCGUCGAAGGCGUACCUUUUGGCUUAUUAUUGGUCUGCAGCGAGUUUUAGCGGCGCCGGCUUCGGUGAUAUCAUUGCCCAAGACACCGCCCACAUGAUCCUCUCCAUUUGCAUCAACGUACAUGGAGUUUUGUUCUUCGGAGCUUUUGCGAAGCAAUUGCAGGAAAAAUACUUCCAAAAGGGCUACAUGGUGAUGAAGGCAAACGAAGUUAUAAGCUCCAUGUAUAUUAUUUAUAGAGGAAAAGUAGACGUAAUUUCGGAUAGCAACGAGGUGGAAGCGUGUAUGGGGCCCGGUGGUAUAUUCGGCAACAUACGAGGCGCGUUGAAGUACCAAACGCUGUCGAAUGUUGUCGCUUCAAGAAAUAUAGAUUUACUGAGCAUUCAAGGCACUGACUUCUAUGCUAUUUUAAGGAGUUAUCCUUCGGUAUUGAAGAAAGUACAGGCGUCGUUCAGUACGACAACCAAAGAUUACGUGUUGCCAACAACAGUGUCUGAAAGGACGAGUCUGGAAAGUCCUGAAAAAAGCAUAGCCGGAUCGCACGGCUCCAGGUCGUUUAUGUCAAUGAGCAAUACCGAGUAUGUCCCAGCAAGAUUGUUACUAUUCACACCACACAGAUGGUUCCGCAGUAGCGUUGUGCCGGACUCCAAAUUCGUAACAUUCAUGGACUACUUAAUCAUGUUCCUCUCAUAUGUGGACUUCAUGAUACUCGUGUACCAAAUGGCUUUUAUGUCAAACGAGUACUUCUUUUACAUUUGCAUUGUAUUUGACAUCGUCUUCGCGUAUAAGAUAUUCCUGGAUAUGCACACAGGCUAUACUAAUCGAUACGGAGACUACGUUCUUAAUCCAAAAAGAGUGCGAAAGAUG